AUGAAGCUGCCGGGCUCCCCACGCGGUGCCUGCCCGGCCCGCUCCGGGGCUGGGCGCGGCUCCGGCUGGGUUUGCAUUUGCUGCCCUCGCCCCAAGCCGGGCGCGGCGAUGGCUCGGGGCCCCGGCUGGCUGGCGGCGGCGGCGGCUGCGCUGCUGCUCCUGGCGCCCGGCUCGGAGGCCGGCUGCGCCGAGCUGGGGCGCUGCUGCCGGGGCAGAGACCUGGCUUGUGUCAGCAGCGGCUGGAGACCGGACCGAUCCCACGGCGUCUGCUACUGCGACCAGGCGUGUCCCCGCACUAUGGACUGCUGCCACGACUACCCGCAGGCCUGCCCAGAGGUCUCCUGUGCUGUAUCCGAGUGGAGUGACUGGAGUGGCUGUGCAGAGCCUUGCCAGGCAACAUAUCGAGUUCGGAGGAGACACGUCGUGCAGGAGCCUAGAAAUGGAGGCGAGGCGUGUCCUCCUCUGGAGGAGAAGGCUGGCUGUGUGGAGUAUUGGAACCAGGAAGGAGCUGAGUGCAAACAGUCCCUUAUUCCAGCAUUAAUAACCACAGGAGGUUAUGGGAAAGCAAGGAAAAAGAGAGCUGCGUCCAGCAAAAAUGAAAGAUCAGGGUAUUGUGUCGAAUUCCAGAUCACAGCCAUCACUGAAGGCUGUUUGCAGGGGAGCAGUUCCUAUACUCAGUGGAUGCGAUAUCUCAGCGAGGGGCACACAGUCUGCGUGGAGUGCCAGUACCCGGCCCUGGAUUCCAGGAGUCUGCAUUGCUACGGGGAUGGCAGUGGAAGCAAAAAGAAUCAGUUGCUGCACUGGCAGGCCAUGGGGAAUCCCCGGUGCAGAGGAACCUGGAGGAGAGUUCGCCAGCUGGACGCUUGCUCCUGUCCUUCCGUACACAGUUUCUUGUUCAUCUAA
This is a messenger RNA of Emys orbicularis (European pond turtle), 903 nucleotides long. Its product is annotated as somatomedin-B and thrombospondin type-1 domain-containing protein-like. The record is from RefSeq and is a predicted model, not a curated record. Lineage: Eukaryota; Metazoa; Chordata; Testudines; Emydidae. Bases 1 to 903 code for a protein of 300 amino acids. The transcript has 6 exons.